Molecule: messenger RNA, 393 nt
Organism: Wickerhamiella sorbophila
Lineage: Eukaryota; Fungi; Ascomycota; Dipodascomycetes; Dipodascales; Trichomonascaceae
Product: Frataxin, mitochondrial
Exons: 1
Coding region: 1-393 (130 amino acids)
Biological process (GO): intracellular iron ion homeostasis; iron incorporation into metallo-sulfur cluster
Cellular component (GO): mitochondrion
Molecular function (GO): ferric iron binding; ferroxidase activity; iron chaperone activity
Source: RefSeq, a predicted model, not a curated record
AUGAUUAGAUCGCGGCUGCUGCAAGGGCGGGCUGUGGCAAGAAUAAUAAGCUCGCGCGGCCUGUCGACCCAGCAGUACCACGAAGUUGCCGACGAGUGUUUAGAGAGUAUUUUAGCUGCAUACGAGGCGCUGUCAGAAAAAGUGCCCGAGGUCGAAGUAGAGCUGUCGCAGGGAGUGCUGAGCCUGGAGCUGCCUCAUCUUGGAGCCUAUGUGAUCAACAAGCAGCCGCCCAACAAGCAGAUUUGGCUGGCCAGUCCUGUUUCAGGGCCCAAGCGGUUCGAUUACGUUGACGAAAAGUGGGUUUAUGCUCGAGACAAAAGCACUCUGGGAGCUAUUUUGAAGUCGGAGACCCUGCAGGCGGUCAACCAAGAGCUAGGUUUGGAUUUAGAAUGA